Messenger RNA from Scomber scombrus (Atlantic mackerel), 9210 nucleotides. RefSeq names its product kinesin family member 1B (gene kif1b). Bases 294 to 5759 code for a protein of 1821 amino acids. Gene Ontology annotation, molecular function: microtubule binding; plus-end-directed microtubule motor activity; ATP binding. The record is from RefSeq and is a predicted model, not a curated record. Gene Ontology annotation, biological process: vesicle-mediated transport; cytoskeleton-dependent intracellular transport; microtubule-based movement. NCBI's taxonomy places the organism in Eukaryota, Metazoa, Chordata, Actinopteri, Scombriformes, Scombridae. Gene Ontology annotation, cellular component: kinesin complex; cytoplasmic vesicle; microtubule. The transcript is spliced from 48 exons.
UCCACCUUUCAUCUCUACUGGAAAAUAAACUCACCGAGGAGCCACCGGUUGCAAUCAAAGGUCCAUCCCGGUGGAGGAUACCGCUAUAAUGGGUGUUUUUCACCAAAGUGGACUUUCUAACAGUUUUCCUGCGCGCAGAUUCUGAUUUAAAAAAAAAAAGAAACACAUUUUGACGCCCGCUAGCUAACCAUAGUUAUCUCCGCCGUCCUAUGGUGUCGGUGUUGUCGUGGUGAGAGUCUUCAAACGAGGGAUAUAGAACAAAUCUUACUGGGAGACGGUCCUAUAUUGCAAACAUGUCUGGGGCGUCUGUAAAAGUCGCUGUUCGGGUUCGACCCUUCAACUCCAGGGAGAUGAGCAAGGAUUCCAAAUGUAUCAUUCAGAUGCAAGGCAACACUACAACUAUUCUCAACCCCAAAACCCCAAAGGAACCAGCAAAGACCUUCAGUUUUGAUUACUCCUACUGGUCACACACUACGCCAGAAGACCCCAGCUUUGCAUCACAGAACCUUGUAUACAAUGACAUUGGCAAGGAAAUGCUGCAGCAUGCUUUUGAAGGCUACAACGUCUGCAUCUUUGCUUAUGGCCAGACAGGAGCUGGCAAAUCCUACACCAUGAUGGGCAAGCAGGAGGAAGGGCAGGAAGGAAUCAUUCCCAUGCUCUGUGAAGAUCUAUUUGAGAAAAUCAAUGCGGACAACAACAAAGAGGACCUCUCCUACUCAGUAGAGGUCAGUUACAUGGAAAUCUACUGCGAGCGUGUGCGAGAUUUGCUCAAUCCCAAAAACAAAGGGAACCUGCGAGUGCGAGAGCAUCCUCUGAUGGGCCCCUAUGUGGAGGACCUGUCCAAACUAGCUGUCACCUCCUACACAGACAUCGCUGACCUAAUGGAUGCAGGAAAUAAAGCCAGAACCGUGGCUGCCACCAACAUGAAUGAGACCAGCAGCAGGUCCCAUGCUGUUUUCACCAUCGUCUUCACACAGAAGAAACACGACAGCGAGUCAGACCUUUCCACAGAAAAGGUCAGCAAAAUUAGUCUGGUAGACUUGGCAGGAAGUGAAAGAGCAGAUUCCACUGGAGCUAAAGGUACCAGGCUAAAGGAAGGAGCAAACAUCAAUAAAUCGCUCACCACAUUAGGAAAGGUUAUCUCUGCCUUGGCUGAAGUGAGCAAGAAGAAGAAGAAGACCGACUUCAUCCCGUACAGAGACUCAGUUCUGACAUGGCUGCUGAGGGAGAACCUUGGUGGAAACUCUAGAACAGCUAUGGUAGCUGCCCUCAGUCCUGCAGAUAUCAACUACGAUGAAACUCUCAGCACACUCCGCUACGCUGACCGAGCUAAGAACAUCAAAUGCAAUGCUGUCAUCAAUGAGGAUCCCAAUAAUAAGCUGGUGCGCGAUCUGAAGGACGAAGUGUCUCGACUGAAGGAGCUGCUCCGUGCCCAGGGCCUGGGAGACAUCCUGGACAUUGAUCCUAUGGGGGAUGAUUGCCCAGGAAGUGGAUUCAAAUACCUCAAAGACAUUCAGAACAAUAAGAAUAGAUACUUGAUUGCCUCAGAGAACCAACGCCCUGGCAAUUUCUCCACAGCCCCUAUUGGUUCCCUGACAGCCUCUCCAUCCUCUGGCUCACUGUGCAGCCAGGGGGGCUUGCAGUCGGUCACAAGCAUCCAGGAGCGUAUCAUGUCCACACCUGGAGGAGAGGAGGCAAUCGAAAGACUCAAGGAAUCAGAAAAGAUCAUUGCCGAGCUCAAUGAAACAUGGGAAGAGAAACUGCGAAAGACGGAGGCAAUCCGCAUGGAGAGGGAGGCCUUGCUUGCAGAGAUGGGUGUCGCAAUCCGUGAAGACGGAGGCACUUUGGGGGUCUUCUCUCCUAAAAAGACUCCACACCUGGUUAACCUAAAUGAGGAUCCUCUCAUGUCAGAGUGUCUGCUCUACUACAUCAAAGAUGGAAUUACAAGGGUGGGUCAGGCUGAUGCUGAAAGACGACAGGACAUUGUCUUAAGCGGUGCUCAUAUCAGGGAAGAGCACUGUGUAUUCCGCAGUGAGAGGAAUGCCAAUGGAGAUGUGAUCGUCAUGCUCGUGCCCUGCGAGCUUUCAGAAACUUACGUCAACGGCAAGCGUGUUGAGGGUGCAAUCCAGCUUCGUUCAGGAAACCGUAUCAUUAUGGGAAAGAACCACGUGUUCCGCUUCAACCACCCAGAACAGGCCAGGGCUGAAAGGGAGAAAACACCAUCUGCUGAGACCCCGGUGGAACCAGUGGAUUGGACCUUUGCUCAGAGAGAGCUUCUGGAGAAGCAGGGCAUCGACAUGAAGCAGGAGAUGGAGAAAAGACUCACUGAGAUGGAAAUCCUGUACAAAAAGGAGAAGGAGGAAGCAGACCAACUUCUGGAGCAACAAAGACUGGUUUACGAGAGCAAAUUGCAGGAACUUCAGAAACAGGUUGAGACUCGUUCGCUAGUGGCCGAGACACCUGAUGAGGAAGAGCUGGAGGAGGAGGAGGAAGAGGAAGUGCCGUGGACUCAGCAUGAGUUUGAGAUGGCUCAAUGGGCCUUUAGGAAGUGGAGGUUCCAUCAGUUCACCUCCCUCCGUGACCAGCUGUGGGGAAACGCCGUCUACUUGAAGGAGGCCAAUGCCAUUAGUGUGGAACUAAAGAAGAAAGUCCAAUUCCAGUUUGUCUUAUUGACAGACACGCUGUACUCUCCACUGCCCCCUGAGCUCCUGCCGCCAGAACCUGAGAAAGAACGUGACUCCAGGCCUUUCCCCCGCACCGUGGUGGCCGUAGAGGUUCAGGACCUCAAGAACGGAGCCACGCACUACUGGUCCCUUGAUAAACUCAAGCAGAGGCUGGACCAGAUGAGAGAGAUGUAUGACCGUGCUGGAGAAAUGGCCUCCGCCAACCAGGAGGAUGGCGAGGGCUCUCUGACAGGAAAUGACCCCUUCUACGACCGCUUCCAUUGGUUUAAACUUGUGGGGAGCUCCCCCAUCUUCCACGGUUGCGUUAACGAGCGCCUUGCUGACCGUACUCCCUCGCCCACCUUCUCCACCACCGACUCCGAGAUCACCGAGCUGGCGGAUGAGCGCCAGAGCGAGAUGUCCGACUUGAUCGACGAUGAGGCGUUUGUGGACGACACCAGCUCGGAUGCCGGCACAGAGGAGGGUUCGGACAUCUUCAGCGACGGACAGGACCCCUUCUACGACCGCUCCCCCUGGUUCAUCCUGGUGGGAAGAGCUUUCGUGUACCUGAGCAACCUGCUCUACCCUGUACCACUGGUUCACCGUGUUGCCAUAGUAACAGAGAAGGGUGAGGUGCGUGGUUUCCUGCGCGUGGGGGUUCAGGCUAUAGCUGCUGACGAGGAAGCCCCAGACUACGGGUCAGGAGUUAGACAGUCGGGAACCGCCAAGAUUUCUUUCGAUGAUGAGUACUUCAAAAAGAAUGACUUCCCGUCCACGGUUAUGACCCGCUCCGGCUUGUCCCUGGAAGAACUGCGCAUUGUGGAGGGUCAGGGUCAGAGUUCAGAGAUCAUCACACCCUCAGAGGAGCUCAACAGAAUCACUGACAUGGAUCUCAAGCUGGGUAACAUCGCAGACACCAAGCUGAGCUGUGGUGAUGGUCUGGCAGGCCAGCUGGAGGUGGGCAGCAUCUUCACCUUCCGUGUUACUGUGCUCCAGGCCAGCGGCGUCCCGCCUGAGUACGCUGACAUCUUCUGCCAAUUCAAUUUCUUGCAUCGUCAUGACGAGGCUUUCUCCACCGAGCCUCUGAAGAACACCGGCAAAGGAGCACCUCUGGGCUUCUACCACGUCCAAAAUAUUUCUGUAGAGGUGACGGAGUCUUUUAUUGAGUACAUCAAGAGCAAGCCCAUCGUCUUUGAAGUGUUCGGCCACUACCAGCAACACCCGCUGCAUCUUCAUUGCCAAGACCUGAUCAGUCCUUCAACACCAUCAAGGAAAUACUAUCCUAUUCCUAUGCCUCUGUCUAAACCAGUUCCAGCCACCAAACUAAACACCAUCACCAAGUCCAACCUGGGUCAGUGUGUCAGCAAGUACGACCUGCUGGUCUGGUUUGAGAUCAGCGAGCUGGAGCCCACCGGAGAGUACAUCCCAGCUGUGGUGGAUCACAGUGGAGGACUGCCUUGUCAUGGCACCUACCUACUGCACCAGGGGAUCCAGCGGAGGAUCACAGUGACUCUCAUCCAUGAGAAGGGAAGUGAGCUGCACUGGAAGGACGUUCGUGAGCUGGUCGUGGGUCGCAUCAGAAACAAGGCUGAAGUGGACGACACCGCUGCUGAUGCCGUCCUGUCUCUCAACAUCAUUUCUGCCAAAAACAUCAAGUCAUCCCACAACUCCAACAGGACCUUCUACCGCUUUGAGGCAGUGUGGGACAGCUCCCUGCACAACUCCCUCCUGCUAAACCGAGUCACUCCUUAUGGAGAGAAGAUCUACAUGACUCUGUCUGCAUAUCUGGAGCUGGACCAUUGCAUCCAGCCUGCCAUUAUUACCAAAGACAUCUGCAUGGUUUUCUACUCACGAGACGCAAAGAUCUCCCCUCCUCGCUCCCUCAGGAACCUCUUUGGGAGUGGAUAUGCUAAAACCCCUGACUGCAAUCGAGUCACUGGCAUCUACGAGCUGAGCUUGUGCAAGAUGUCUGACACUGGAAGUCCAGGCAUGCAGCGGAGGAGGAGGAAGGUCCUGGAUACAUCAGUGGCUUAUGUGCGUGGAGAAGAGAACCUGGCUGGUUGGAGGCCCAGAGGAGACAGUCUCAUCCUGGAGCACCAAUGGGAGCUAGAGAAAAUGGAGCAGCUGCACGAGGUGGAGAAGACCCGUCACCUGCUCCUGCUGAGGGAGAAGCUGGGAGAGGCUCCUCCAGUGGGAACAGCUCCCACCACCAAGUCCCUGAGCGAGUCGCUGUCCCCCAGCAUGAGCUCAGGCACCCUGUCCACCUCCACCUCCAUUUCCUCACAGAUCUCCAGCACCACCUUCGAAAGCGCAAUCACGCCCAGCGAGAGCAGCGGCUACGACUCCACCGACAUCGAGAGCCUGGUGGAUCGUGAGAAGGAGCUGGCCACUAAGUGCCUGCGCCUCAUGACACAUACCUUCAACAAUGAAUACAACCAGGUGGUCAACAGUAUUAGUGACUGCAAGCUCUCUGACAUCUCACCAAUCGGACGCGACCCAUCAGUGACCAGCUUCAGCAGCGCCACCCUCACUCCCUCUUCCACCUGCCCUUCUCUGUCUGAUUCUCGCUGUGGCUCCAUGGGCCAGAAGACCCCAGAAAAUAGCUCCCGUGCCUCCAGCCCCUCCUGCUCAGACUAUGAAAACUUCCCGAUGGUUCCCAGCCUGGAGACCUCUUACCUUGCACGUGCUGGGAAGAACGAAUUCCUCAACUUGGUGCCUGAUAUUGAAGAAAUGAGGCCAGGAUCGGUAGUGUCCAAGAAGGGAUUCCUAAGCUUCAUGGAGCCGCGCUCCAACUCGUGGGUGAAGCAUUUUGUGGUUGUGCGCCGGCCUUACGUCUUCAUCUACAACAGCGACAAGGACCCAGUGGAGCGGGGCGUCCUCAACCUCUCCACAGCGCAGGUGGAAUACAGUGAAGACCAGCAGGCCAUGCUCAAGACUCCCAACACAUUCGCUGUGUGCACAAAACACAGAGGAAUCCUCCUGCAGGCCAACAACGAGAAAGACAUGAAUGACUGGCUGUACGCGUUUAACCCUCUGCUAGCAGGAACGAUAAGAUCUAAGUUGGCAAGGAGGCGCAGCGGCCUCUUGAAGAAUUGAGUGACCGGCACACAGGAAACCACAGCUUCCAUUCUUUCUGAAGAGCAUUUGAACAUACCGAGUGUUAACACUUAUUAAUCAUUGUGAUUCUUGACGGUUUUCUCUUGUAAGUAGACUUGUGGCUUAAGUCUCCUUUCAUGCGACUAAAAUUUUGAGUUCCAGAAACAUUUGCCUCCCUUCUCCCUCCAAAGACCCUCUGCCAACUUAGCGUCCCUCCUCUCUAUUUCUCUGCCCCCUCCCUCCUCAGCUUUUUGUGUUUUUGUUUUUAUGACAAUGUUUGGGUCUAAUUUUGUUCCGCUUUGUUGUCAUUCCCUAACUCCCUAACUAGUAGCAUGUUGUAAUAGUCUACUUGUGUGUGCACGAUUCUUCAGAAACUGUUUUUCUGGCCACUAAUUUUCAGUUUGCCAAUCAUCUGUAAAAAAAAAAAAAAAAAUGUCUCUAUCAGUGUUAUUUGUCUCCCAAGUAGAUUUUCUUUUUUGUUUUCUUUUGGGUUUUUUUUUUUUUUUCAUUAAUAUGCCUGCAUGAUGACUGCAGCAGUCCUCAGGAGAAGACCAUAUUUGCUUACUCAAAAAAAAAAUCUGAUAAACUACAGUUGAAAUUAUGAAGGGAAAAUAUACAAAUAUCUCCAAGUGACGUUUCAGUUAACGCUCUGCUACAGAAAGCAAGGCUACUUCAAGAACUGUCGCUGCUAAUUAAUUCAUAGGUUUUUUCUUCUCUUUAUGAGAUUUGCAUCAGGCCAUUGCCUCUUCCUAAAGUAGACUCUAGCUCCCCUGUAGUUCUCCUGAACAGCAUUUAGAAACAAACACAAAAAUGUGAACACUGAAAAAUUUGUCAACGUCCCGACUCAGUGAGACACAAGGGCAGCACUGGAUCUCCACUGUCAUCUGUGUGAAAUUUAGAUCCCACUCCUCAGUCCAUGUAUAUACACCAACUCCGACCCCCCCCUACCCUGAUAGUGCCGUCAGUCAGUGAGUGAUAACUUACAAUCAUGCAUUUGUGUCAGCAUCAAAACUACACGCUAACUGAAUGAAACAUGCAAAAAUGGACUAUGAUGAUUUCACAUCUCAGCCGUGAAAACGUUACAAAGGAUUUAUUUUUUUGUGUCUGCAGGAGUAGAUAUUUGUCCCUGUCCUUUUGCUCUUUCAUCUCACAUAAGACACACAGUAAACAGGGUUUUUUAAGGGGAGGAGGAGGAUGAAGAAGAUAGUCUAAAGAGAGAACGUCAUUUGUACAUACAGUCUGUUCUGGGAUCAGUUCACUCUCAUUUAAGACAUUCCUCUCAGCUCCUCUUGCAUUCUUUUUUUCUCAUUUUGAGCCUCAGACCUCAAGAAAGUUUCAACAUGUGCUUUCAUUUUAUUUUAACCAUCACAUACUGAUGAUACGGAAGACAAAACAUGGUGAAAUGGGAGAAGGAAGUAAAACAAGAGAGUGAAGUUCUCUAAGCCUUGAUGCCAUUUGUUAAUCGAUGAAGCCGUUGCACGUUGCCUGCAGGGCCGAUAGCGAUCCAGUCUACCCAUAUGACUCCCUUCACUGUCACACCAGUGUCGGGUUAAAUCUCUGAACUGAAAUACUUACUAUUCAGCAGCGACGCACCACACGUUUGAAUUUAAACCUCUUAACUCAUCUAACUCUCAUUGGGUUGAUAUAGUUUUUUUUCUUCUUUUUAAUUUUAACAUUAUUAUUAUUAACAUUGUUGAUUUUUUUUUUCUAUUAUGCUUUUAAUCAUUCCAUAGUGACGUUUUAUAUGAAAUGUAACAGAGGGCAUUUAUUUCUUCAUUUUUAACCAGCUGUAUUGGUUGUUUUUGCACAUUAACACAUAUCUAUAGCAAGACAAGGGCAGAUCACACAUGUUGAGUCCAAGAUUAUUUUUUGAACAUCAUCUGAGUAUCAGGAACACUGAUAAGAGCACAUAUCAAGGCUACACUGGAUAGCUGUUACUCAAAAGGUUUACUAGAAAGAAGUGAUAUUAAAGGGACAAAAUAUACUCAAAAGGUUUUAUUUCUGUUAUUGUUUAUGAAAAUAUUUGCUCUGUACAUUGCACUACAGCUGCUACAUUUGGCUCCUUGUAAAUUACGACAUUUCCGGUGCCUCUGUCUCUACAGACGGUAGGAGUGUGAUCAGAUGGGCGGUAAUAAACUCUGGCUAACCAACCAGUAGUAUGCCUUCUGUAUGGUUUGAAAGGGACAUAAAGUUUAAAUGUGUUGAAACAGAGGUACCAAUUUCCUAUUAUUAAAUAUCAGUGGAAUUAUUGGUGACGUAUUGAAUGUUUGCUGAUUUAAAAACAGAAAACAUUCAUCUCAGAAUAUGAAAUAUCUCUGCCCUCAGGUCAACCAACCUACUGGUCAGAUAAAUAAAACCUGUUAGAUUGGAUUGUUAGUUUCUGAGAAACUGUUAAAGUUACUUUACAGGGGAAAAAAGGAUUAAGAAAAAAAACAAUCUAUGCACUGAUCAAGGCUCAAAGUGCAAUCAAGCUGUGCAUAUUCAGCAGUGGCACAUUGAUACAAAUGCUUUUCAGAGCAAACAUUUUCACUUCAGCAACUAAUUUGCAGAGGUAUAUUGUUUUGGAUUGUGUAUUUAUUGUUUGCAAUGUAUAUAUUAGUUUGCAGCUCUUUGCACAUAUUAAUAAAAGGUUCAACUAACUGAUCAAAUAAAGUCUGUGCGGUCUAGUUGUUCUACUCAGAAUGAACCAAAAUGAAGGUGUGGCAGCCUCGCCCUGUCUGAACGGGGAGAGAGUUGAAUGUACUAUGAAGAUGUUUUUUUUUUCUCCAUUAUUUAGAAAGAAAAAAAAGGCAGGGGAUAAAAAGAGAGAACUAAAAUGUAACCCGCUGCACCCUCUUGGGGGAGGUGGGUUGAAUUAGUGCUUCCUUUUUUAUCAGAAGGUGGUUUUUGAGUGAAAGUCUACUUUUGAUUGGAAGAAUAUUUACUCACGACUCAUGCAAGCCAGCCGUCUGAAUUCUAACAUAAUAAAGUUGGUUUUUAACUCAUUUCUUCUAAUAUCAGGGAAUAUAAUACAAAGUAGCUAGUGAUAUCUAAGAUGACAGUAUACCAUUGUUUGUGCUGGUGUCUUUCUUCACCUCAACACUUUUUCCGUUGAUGCCUUUCAAACAAAACUAGCCAUGAUAUUUUCCAUCUUCCCCUCUGACAAUUAAUAUCGGUUUUACUGCGUUUCCCUUUGGAUUUGUUCACCAGAAGAAAAAAAACAGACAAACCAUGACAUUAACACUGUACAUUAUUUGUCAGACUGGUUUCAUUUUCAUACUUAUUUUGUAAAUAUCUGUGUUGUAUGGAGCUUGAAUUAAAAUGUAAAUAUGUUUACUGUAUUUGUAAUAAUUAUAAUCCAUUCGCUGUAUAGCAUAGAUGUGUCAUGCAGAUAUCCUAAUUCUGUGUAUGGUAAUCUUGCACCAUUGAACUGUUUAGUGAAUGAGGCAACAAUAAAAGUGCAAAUUGUGCA